AUGGCUUUACCCACAGCUACAGUGAAUGUAACACCAGAUGGUCCUGUGUUCACUGGAGAGACAGUCACUCUGAAGUGUGAGAUAGAGGAUCAGAACAGUAACUGGACAUAUCAGUGGUAUAAACGCAGUACUGAAGUGUUUAACUCUGAAAAUUACACUGUAAACGGAGACUAUCUCACUAUUAAUGGAGUUACUGAAUCUGAUCAGGAUGAGUUCAACUGUAGUGCAGUGAUAUUCGGACGACCACAAACUUCACUAUCAAGCUCUGCUGUUAAUCUCACUGUGAAUGCUUUACCCAAUGCUACAGUGAGAGUAACACCAGACAGAUCUGUGUUCACUGGAGAGACAGUCACUCUGAAGUGUGAGAUAGAGGAUCAGUACAGAUCAUUAAACUGGACAUAUCAGUGGUAUAAACGCAGUACUGAAGUGUUUAACUCUGAGAAUUACACUGUAAAUGAAGACUAUCUCACUAUCACUGGAGUUACUGAAUCUGAUCAGGAUGAGUUCAGCUGUACUGCAGUGGUACAUGGACGACAGACUUCACUAACAAGCUCUGCUGUUAAUCUCACUGUGAAGGCUUUACCCAAUGCUACAGUGAGAGUAACACCAGACAGAUCUGUGUUCACUGGAGAGACAGUCACUCUGAAGUGUGAGAUAGAGAAUCAGUACAGAUCAUUAAACUGGACAUAUCAGUGGUAUAAACGCAGUACUGAAGUGUUUAACUCUGAAAAUUACACUGUAAACGGAGACUAUCUCACUAUUAAUGGAGUUACUGAAUCUGAUCAGGAUGAGUUCAACUGUAGUGCAGUGAUAUUCGGACGACCACAGACUUCACUAUCAAGCUCUGCUGUUAAUCUCACUGUGAAUGCUUUACCCAAUGCUACAGUGAGAGUAACACCAGACAGAUCUGUGUUCACUGGAGAGACAGUCACUCUGAAGUGUGAGAUAGAGGAUCAGUACAGAUCAUUAAACUGGAGAUAUCAGUGGUAUAAACGCAGUACUGAAGUGUUUAACUCUGAAAAUUACACUGUAAACGGAGACUAUCUCACUAUUAAUGGAGUUACUGAAUCUGAUCAGGAUGAGUUCAACUGUAGUGCAGUGAUAUUCGGACGACCACAGACUUCACUAUCAAGCUCUGCGGUUAAUCUCACUGUGAAUGCUUUACCCAGAGCUACAGUGAAUGUAACACCAGACAGAUCUGUGUUCACUGGAGAGACAGUCACUCUGAAGUGUGAGAUAGAGGAUCAGUACAGAUCAUUAAACUGGAGAUAUCUGUGGUAUAAAGGCAGAACUGAAGUGUUUAACUCUGGGCGUUACACUGUAAACAGAGACUCUCUCACUAUCAAUGGAGUUACUGAAUCUGAUCAGAAUGAGUUCAGCUGUAGUGCAGUGAUACACGGACGACAAACUUCACAAUCAAACUCUUCUGUUUAUCUCAAUGUGAAUGCUUUACCCAGAGCUACAGUAAGGGUAACACCAGACAGAUCUGUGUUCACUGGAGAGACAGUCACUCUGAAGUGUGAGAUAGAGGAUCAGUACAGAUCAUUAAACUGGACAUAUCUGUGGUAUAAACGUGGCACUGAAGUGUUUAACUCUGGGCGUUACACUGUAUACAGAGACUCUCUCACUAUCAAUGGAGUUUCUGAAUCUGAUCAGGAUGAGUUCAGCUGUAGAGCAGAGAUACACGGACGAACACAGACUUCACCAUCAAGCUCUACUGUUCAUCUCACUGUGAAGGCUUUACCCACAGUUACAGUGAGAGUACCACCAGACAGAUCUGUGUUCACUGGAGAGACAGUCACUCUGACGUGUGAGAUAGAGGAUCAGUACAGAUCAUUAAACUGGACAUAUCUGUGGACUUACAGACGUACUUCAGUGUUUAACUCUGGGCGUUACACUAUAAACAGAGACUCUCUCACUAUCACUGGAGUUACUGAAUCUGAUCAGGAUGAGUUCAGGUGUAGUGCAGAGAUACACGGACGACCACAGACUUCACCAUCAAGCUCUUCUGUUUAUCUCACUGUGAAGACUUUACCCAGAGCUACAGUGAGAGUAACACCAGACAGAUCUGUGUUCACUGGAGAGACAGUCACUCUGAAGUGUGAGAUAGAGGAUCAGUACAGAUCAUUAAACUGGAGAUAUCAGUGGUAUAAAGACACAACUGAAGCGUUUAGCUCUGGGCGUUACACUGUAAACAGAGACUCUCUCACUAUUAAUGGAGUUACUGAAUCUGAUCAGGAUGAGUUCAACUGUAGUGCAGACAUACACGGACGACCACAAACUUCAUUAUUAAGCUUUGCUGUUUAUCUCACUGUGAAGGCUUUACCCAUAGCUACAUUGAGUGUAACACCAGACAGAUCUGUGUUCACUGGAGAGACAGUCACUCUGAAGUGUGAGAUAGAGGAUCAGUACAGAUCAUUAAACUGGAGAUAUCAGUGGUAUAAAGACACAACUAAAGUGUUUAAUUCUGGGCGUUACACUGUAAACAGAGACUCUCUCACUAUCAAUGGAGUUACUGAAUCUGAUCAGAAUGAGUUCAGCUGUAGUGCAGUGAUACACGGACGACCACAGACUUCACUAUCAAGCUCUGUUCUUUAUCUCACUGUAAAAGGAUCAAAACCAAAACCUACACUCACAUCAGGUACUGAAGGAUCUGUACUGACAGGUAACACAGUGACUCUGAAGUGUCACAUUGAUCAGUCUACUGGAUGGAAGUUUUACUGGCACAAACACACACAAAACACUGAGACGACAACAACAACAACAGAAACAAACUCUUACACAAUCCAUAGUGUUUCAGAUGGAGGUCAGUACUGGUGUAGAGCUGGAAGAGGAAAACCAGACUAUUACACAGACUACAGUGAUGUACUGUGGAUAAAUGUUAAAGAGAGCCCUAAACCUGUAGUGAGUUUUGAUCCUGACACACAGCUGUUCAGAGGAGAAACUGUUACUCUGAGAUGUGACAUAAAUGGUACAGGAGACACUGAGUGGACAUACAGCUGGACUGUAGAACCGUAUAACCAGUAUAGACGGUUCUACUGUGACAGACAAGAGUGUAAAAUCAGCAACACUCAAUACUAUCACAGUGGUAAAUACACCUGCAAAGGAAAAAUACGUGCACAAAACACUAAAAUGAGUGAUGCUGUUACACUGACUGUAUCAUCAGAUAAACCACAGACAGUUUUAAGUGUUUCUCCACAGCAGUGGUUGACUGAAGGAGAUUCAGUGACUCUGAUGUGUAAGGUUGUUAAAUCAUCUACAGGCUGGACAUUCAGCUGGUUCACUGUAAAGAGUCUUCACUCAGUGAAUAAAGAUUUUGAUUAUGAGCUGGUGUCAGACAGCAUUCGAGGAUCUAAUGGCAACUACACAGUGAGUUCAGUGACUGUGAAGCACACAGGAGUUUAUAUGUGCAGAGCAAAGAGAGGAGAUCCAGUCUAUCACACAGAGUACAGUAACACACAAACACUGUGGAUCACUGGUGUUUCUCCUUCAGUCUCUCUGAUCAUCAGACCCAACAGAUCUCAACACUUCUCAUCUGAAUCUCUCUCUCUGAGCUGUGAGGAUCACAGUAACUCUACUGGAUGGACAGUCAGAAGAUACACAGACACAUUGGGAACUUGUUCAUCAUCAAGCGGGAGAUCUACAGGAACAACAUCUACAUGUACAAUCAGAUCGCUCAUCACAUCUGAUACUGGAGUGUACUGGUGUCAGUCUGAAUCUGGAGAGAAACUUCAUCCAGUUAAUAUCUCAGUACACAGUGAGUUUAUAAUUCUGCUUUUUUAG
Misgurnus anguillicaudatus (oriental weatherfish) is the source of this 3783-nucleotide messenger RNA. NCBI's taxonomy places the organism in Eukaryota, Metazoa, Chordata, Actinopteri, Cypriniformes, Cobitidae. The record is from RefSeq and is a predicted model, not a curated record.